AUGCAUCUCGGCCCAUUGUCUCUCCCUCUCUUCCUCCACACUCUCUUCCUCACGUUCCCCCUCACUCUCCCCUCUCUCCAUCUCCUCAUCCUCAUCUCUCACACUCCCCUCCUCUUCCCCAUCCCUCAGACUCUCCCACUGCCUCUCCCUCUCCUCUUCUUCACCCCUAGACCCCUCACUCCCCCUCUCACUUCCCUCCUCACUCCUCCUCUUACUUCCCUCCUCACUCCCCCUCUCAUCCUCGUACCUACCCUCUCUCUCCCCCACCAGCCCAUCCCACCCUUCCCUCCUCCCACUCCCCAAAAACUCUCGCCUCCAACUCCCCUACGGCGACAACUCAGGCGUCAAAACCCCUUCCCUCUCCCCCUUGUCUUUCCAGCUCCCUUGUGUCCAAACCCCCUCCCCCUCUUCCUCCCUCUCCCUCUCCCUCUCCCUCUCUGCCUCUUCUCCCCAGUCCCCGCUUCCCUUGGGGGUAAUCUCCCCUUCACCCCUCCAAACCGGGUCCGCCCUUUCCUCUAUCUCUCGCGCCUCUCUCGCGGCCAGCGCUAUGCGCUUGCGGAAUGCUCGCUCCCCAUCACACGCUGUCUUCUCCCCUGUUCUUCACCCUCAUCCCCUGUCACUUACACUUUCAUCCCCUCCGCGCAGCGCCUGGCGGUGCUGUUCAUGUGCAUUCUGAGCCACGUGCGGCGGGGCAACCCCAACUUCAACAGGAACCUGGUGGAGUCGCUCUACUGCAACUAG
Closterium sp. NIES-65 is the source of this 741-nucleotide messenger RNA. The record is from the annotation of a GenBank genome assembly. Lineage: Eukaryota; Viridiplantae; Streptophyta; Zygnematophyceae; Desmidiales; Closteriaceae.